Sesamum indicum (sesame) is the source of this 1286-nucleotide messenger RNA. It is a transcript of the gene SEH1H, whose product is annotated as Transducin/WD40 repeat-like superfamily protein. Gene Ontology annotation, cellular component: Seh1-associated complex; nuclear pore outer ring. Gene Ontology annotation, biological process: positive regulation of TORC1 signaling; cellular response to amino acid starvation. NCBI's taxonomy places the organism in Eukaryota, Viridiplantae, Streptophyta, Magnoliopsida, Lamiales, Pedaliaceae. The record is from RefSeq and is a predicted model, not a curated record. Gene Ontology annotation, molecular function: structural molecule activity; protein binding.
AUUGAAUUAGGGUUUUAGAGCCAAAAACAACACUUGAGUUGUCUGUUGGGUUGUAUGAGAAACACCCACAAUUGAUACUAAAGCGAUACAUGAUUUGUUGAUAGCGGGAUACAGAGAUGGAUAAAAGCAUUUUGACACUCGAUAAAGGCACCCGAUGCACAGCUUGGAAUUAUAGUGGCCAGAGAUUGGCAGCAGGACUGGUUGAUGGUUCCUUGCUCAUAUAUGAUUCUACUGACCCAGCUUCUUCAACCUUCAUUUCUACAUCCAGGUUUAAGGUCCAGGAGAGCAGCAUUUUGAAAGUUGUAUGGGUCCCACCGGAGUAUGGAGAUGCAGUUGCUUGCAUUGGUGCUGAUGGAACUUUGUCUUUGUGGGAGGAAGUCACUGAAGAUACUGAAGGGCAUCACUGGAAGUUGUGCAAGUGCUUUGAUAGAAACACGAGUCAAGUUCUUGAUAUUCAAUUUGGAGAUGCAGAAACGUGUCUGAAAUUGGUUGCUGCAUAUUCAGAUGGACAAAUAAAAAUCUAUGAGCUGCUAGAUACUCUUGAACUUGAGAAGUGGCAGCUUCAGGCUGAAUUUCAAAAUGUGAUUGAUUUGGUAUCCAACUUUGGGCAUGCUUCUUGCGUGUCCGCGUCCAUCUCAUGGAAUCCACAAAGAAGUGAAGUCCAGCAGUCAAGCUUUGUUUUGGGCUUUAGCUCAAAUGUUCCAGCCCUAAAUUCUCCUAAGGUUUGGGAAUUUGACCUGGAUCAUCAAAGAUGGCUUCCAGUUGCUGAGCUUUCAUUGCCUGAGGAAAAGACUGAUCAGGUUUCCGCAGUUGCUUGGGCACCAAAUAUAGGAAGGCCUUAUGAACUGAUCGCCGUUGCCACUCAGAAGGGGAUCUCGAUCUGGCACCUUGGAUCAAAUCCUGAUGCUGAUGGGAGGCUCUCAGCCCAAAAAUUGGCAACGCUCUCCGGUCAUGACAGUGAGGUGUGGGAGAUGGAAUGGGACAUGAGUGGAACGACACUUGCUACUACUGGGAGCGAUGGCAUGGUCAGGCUGUGGCAAUCUAACCUAAACGGCAUGUGGCACGAGCAAGCUGUUUUGACACCUGCAAGUUAAGUAGAGGUUUGUGUGUGGAUUAUAGCAGCCAUCCCUGUUCUCACAUAUAUCAUGUUUAGCUUAGAGUCUGGGGAUACUUUGUUGUAUUGCUCCUACAUAAUUGUAUAAUCUACGUACUGUUGGAUUCUUGCUGAGUAUUAUACCGAGACAAGCGAGUGGUUCGUCCCAUAUCAUCGGACAACCUUAUAUCAA